CAUAGCCUCAACGCACACUUGCUAUCACGGGAGGGGAAAGUACAUCUUUAAAUUCAUCAGCCCCGUAGAGAAGAUGCUGCGCAGCUUGGCCCUGCUCUUCCUCCUCUCACUCUGCUUAACCUCCGGCUUCCAGAUGCUGCCGGAGGAGGCCGCACCCCGCCGUGCACGCUUCUCUGCCAACAGCCCAACUGAUGUGGCCAGAUGUUUGAGUGGAGCUGUAGCUGUGGGCUGUGGAUUCUUUUCAUGCCUCGAAAACUCAACUUGUGACACUGAUGGGAUGCACGAGAUAUGUGAGCUGUUCUUUCAUGCUGCUGCUACCUUUAAUACAGAAGGUAAAACCUUUGUGAAGAAGAGCCUGCAAUGCAUUUCCCAGGGAAUCUCUAACAAAGUGUUCCAGACCAUUCGGCGCUGCAACAUCUUCCAGAGGAUGAUAGCUGAGGUUCAAGAGGAGUGUUACACAAGUCUAGACAUCUGCACUAUGGCUCGAUCUAACCCUGAUGCUAUUGGAGAGGUUGUGCAAGUGCCGACUCACUUCCCCAACAGAUACUACAUCACACUGCUGCAGACCCUGCUGACCUGCGAUGAGCAGACGGUGACAACAGUGAGGGCAGGGGUUAUGGCCCGCCUGGGGCCUGACAUGGAAAGUUUCCUUCAGCUUUUCCAGAAUAAACCCUGCACCCCCAGCUCUGACUCCACAGCCUACAACAGCCCAGCCAUUUGGAGGAACAUGCCUGUUUUUAACAUUCAGCCUGGCUUCAGAGGCCGCGACCCAACGCACCUGUUUGCCAAAAGAUCUGCAGUCAACCUGAAGAAGAAGCAAGUUCAAGUGAAUGAAAAAUAAAAAGAGAAAAAACUAAAACUAAAUAAUGUGGUGACUUGUGAUAGCUAACAGAUGUAAAUGGUAAUUUGGUUGAGUUUUAGAUAACACACCAGUUAACUGUUGUGAUCCUGUUAUAUCCAUUGUAAAGGGUUGCCUUUAUAACUCAAAUUGAUAUUUAUUAUUCUAGAUUAACAUAUAAGUCAGUUAUGGUGGGGGCAAAAAAAGAAGGGCGUGUUUAAAAGAUGCUUUCAUGCUGGUCGUGGAGCUCCUUGUGGUUUUGUCCUUACUGAUCUAUAAAUACAUUUAUAAGCUGUAUGUUACGUUUAAAAUGCUUAAAUGUCUAUCAAAAUGUCAGCUUGUGCUAAAUUUGAAAUAAAUACACUCACUUGACUAAUA
Messenger RNA from Cyprinodon tularosa, 1216 nucleotides. Its product is annotated as stanniocalcin-like. The transcript has 5 exons. Gene Ontology annotation, molecular function: hormone activity. The record is from RefSeq and is a predicted model, not a curated record. The coding region runs from base 74 to 841 and encodes 255 amino acids. Gene Ontology annotation, cellular component: extracellular region. NCBI's taxonomy places the organism in Eukaryota, Metazoa, Chordata, Actinopteri, Cyprinodontiformes, Cyprinodontidae. Gene Ontology annotation, biological process: intracellular calcium ion homeostasis.